Zeugodacus cucurbitae (melon fly) is the source of this 3202-nucleotide messenger RNA. It is a transcript of the gene ArfGAP3, whose product is annotated as ADP-ribosylation factor GTPase-activating protein 2. The coding region runs from base 306 to 2033 and encodes 575 amino acids. Gene Ontology annotation, molecular function: GTPase activator activity. The record is from RefSeq and is a predicted model, not a curated record. NCBI's taxonomy places the organism in Eukaryota, Metazoa, Arthropoda, Insecta, Diptera, Tephritidae. Gene Ontology annotation, biological process: COPI coating of Golgi vesicle. The transcript has 7 exons.
CAGUUCUUUCCAGUGAAAUACAAAAGUCACAAACGUGGAAUUCUGGAAAUUCUUUACAAUUUCUCAUCGAAAAAACACGUCAAAAUUUAAUCAAAGCAGAAAAUUGUAAAAAUAUUAAAACUCGUAUGCCACGACGAGCAGCUAUGCUAUAAAAACACAAUAAAGUUAUUAAUUAAGUGUUAUUGUUAACGUGCAGUGUCCUUGGCGUAACAAAAACAAAAAUCCCUUAAGUGAACGCUGUAAAGUACCAAUUAGCAGGAAGGGCUUUUAACAAUCUUAAUAGAAGUGCAAUUAAAAUAAGCACAAUGUCUAACUCAAGCGCAGGACCCACAAAACAGGAUAUUGAGGCAGUGUUUCAUCGACUACGUGCACAACCAGCUAACAAAGCUUGCUUCGAUUGCUCAGCGAAGGCGCCCACCUGGUCUUCCGUUACGUAUGGCAUUUUUAUAUGCAUCGAUUGCUCGGCAGUACAUCGCAAUUUGGGUGUGCAUUUGACUUUUGUGCGCUCAACAAAUCUUGAUACCAACUGGACUUGGGUGCAGCUGCGGCAAAUGCAACUCGGAGGCAAUGCAAAUGCUGCACAGUUCUUCCGUCAACAUAACUGUGUCACCACCGAUGCGCAGCAAAAGUACAAUUCACGUGCAGCGCAAUUGUAUCGCGACAAGUUGGCAGCUUUGGCACAGCAAGCGAUGAAAGUGCAUGGCACGAAGCUGCAUUUGGAUCAUACCGCAGAUAAGGCGGAUGGUAAUGAGUUGAAAUCCAAUACCGAUGCCGAGGAAGAUUUCUUUGCUGAGUGCACCAACGACAAUAAUAAGAAAUCCUUGUUCGACAACAAUAACAGUGAACGGGAAGUGAAGCUGGACAUUAUCACCAAAACUGCCACGCCCGCGCUCUCUAAAGACAAAACAUCCACUGAAAACAUUAGUGCCGGUGCACCGAGUGUAGAUUUUCUGAAUUCCGUUGUACCACCGACGGCUGUUGCACCUUCAAUAGGUGUGCGCAAGAUACAGCCAAAGAAAUCAGGUUUGGGUGCACGCAAAGGGGGACUGGGUGCUACUAAAGUAAAAACUAAUUUCGCUGAAAUCGAACAACGUGCAAAUCUAGCGGAUCAGUGCAAGGAAGUGCCAGUUGUGCCCGAUAAGCCACAAACUGCCGAGGAAGAGCAAGAGUCAGUGGCUAGCAUGCGCUUAGCAUACAAGGAUCUGUCGUUGCAAAAGCGACGUGAAGAGGAGAAAUUAAAAUCGGUUGAUCCAGCUAAGGCCAAGCAAAUGGAGCGGCUUGGCAUGGGUUUCAGCUUGCGCGGUUCGGAUAUUUCACAUUCAGCGCUAAGCGAUAUGGAGACCAUACAGCAAUCGGCCGCGCCGAAGACACAGACCAAAAGUGCUAGCAGCUUUAUCAAUACUGAUGAAUUUGCUGAUAUUGAUAGUGUUUUAGGUGACUACUCGAGUCAUUUGUAUAUUGAUAAUGUGGGUGUGCGUGGCAAUGGUGGUGGUGGUGUGAAAAGCUCCAAACUGGAUAAAAGUGAGCUGGAACUGAUGGGCUUUGAGGCAAUUGAACCGAUUGGUGGUGGACAUUCCAAUAUUACUUCAAUGUUUGCUGGUGCCGAUGGCGAUGCUAAGCUAAAACAGCCGACUGCUAAACCCGCAACCGCAAGUAGUGCGCAAAAAACGGCAAACAAAUCGAAAAGCAUGACUUUCGAUGAUACUUCGGCACAGCAGAAGUUCGGCAGUGCUAAAGGUUUCGGUUCGGAUCAAUACUUUGCCGAUGAUCCAAGCAAAAGCGAAAGCAGGAAAGCGAAUCUGACGCGUUUCCAAAACUCUGAUAGUAUAUCAUCGUCGGACUACUUCGGCAGGAAUGAAGGCAAUGGCAUGCGUGGCCAGGGCUCACGUGAUAACGCCGCUGUCGUUUUCCAAGCGCCCGAUUUGGACGACGUUAAGGAGAGCGUGCGACAGGGUGUGCACAAGGUUGCUGGACGCCUCAGUUCGAUUGCAAAUGAUGUCAUGUCAUCGAUUCAAGAUAAAUAUGGCUACUGAUCGAUGAUUUUGUGGCCUUCUGUAUGCAGGCGCACUUUCCAUUUGCUAUGCAUAGUUAAUAAUUGCAUUUGAAAAACAUAAAUAAUUGUGCAAAUUUAAACAGAAAAAAAAAAAAACAACAAAAAUCAAUUAUAGGCAUAUGAAAUUGCUAGCGAAAUAAUGAAAACGUUUAAAAUAAAUAAAUUACAGCAAGGUAAAUAGUUUUCUAUAAUUAUCCAGUAGUCGCAUAUAAACUCACGAAAAGUCUAUUUACGAAAAAAAAAAGAAAAAUUUAAAUGCCAUCGGAACGAAUACAAUUAGCUUUGCGCCAUUUCACGUUGUUUUUCAUCAUAAUAAUUCGCAUGAAGUUGUUUAAAGUUAUCGAGCCAUACUUUUUAACAAAUUUUUUUCAAUUUUUUUUUUCAAAUUUUUUUCAAUUUUGUUUUUAAAUUUUUUUUAACUUUUUUCAGAAACCUUUUUUAAAUUUAUUUCAGAAAAUUUUUUUUUCCGAAAUUUUUUUCAAAAACUUUUUUUUUUUAAUUUUUUUCAAAAACUUUUUUUUUUUAAUUUUUUUCAAAAACUUUUUUUUUUUAAUUUUUUUCAAAAACUUUUUUUUCAAAAACUUUCAAAAACUUUUUUUCAAAAACUUUCAAAAACUUUUUUUUCAAAAACUUUUUUUUCAAAAACUUUUUUUUCAAAAACUUUUUUUUCAAAAACUUUUUUUUCAAAAACUUUUUUUUCAAAAACUUUUUUUUCAAAAACUUUUUUUCAAAACUUUUUUUGUCACAAAUUUUUUUUUUUUUUAAUUUUUCGAACUUGUAAUUGGCGCUACUUUUCCAAUGUAUGUAUGUAUUUAGCUGGUUAGCAACACCAUUGUAGUGAACACCAUUAGUCAGUAAGUGGAAAUAUGUAUGUAUAAUCACAUGUAUAAAAUAUAACGGUUUUAAAUUCUCAAUAUUUUAAAUUGUUAAGCUUGUAAUUUUUUUUACUUUUAGCUGUUCAAUACCUUUGACUUCCAUUAGCAAUUGCUUAGUUGUAAUAGACACUAAAAACACUGUAUAAUUCCAACAAAAUUUUCUAACUGUAAACCAAACCCAAAAAUGUUUUUUUUUUAGUUUUAAUAAGAAGUCGUAUUUUAUGCGCAGACCUCUUGGAACUGUAUAAUAAAUGUCACUCACUUUUGUCAAAUA